Oryza brachyantha (malo sina) is the source of this 1399-nucleotide messenger RNA. Its product is annotated as protein G1-like1. NCBI's taxonomy places the organism in Eukaryota, Viridiplantae, Streptophyta, Magnoliopsida, Poales, Poaceae. Gene Ontology annotation, biological process: response to light stimulus; mRNA transcription. The record is from RefSeq and is a predicted model, not a curated record. The transcript has 2 exons. The coding region runs from base 156 to 938 and encodes 260 amino acids. Gene Ontology annotation, cellular component: nucleus.
CUACCUACGUCUUGACCUGAUCGAUUAAUUUUCGCUAGGGUUUAGAUCGAGGUGGAUUAGUUUGGUCAGCGAUCGAUUUGCUGAUCGCCCCGGCACUGUGCAGGUGUGCGUGGCUGUAACGAUCGUCCUUUUGCUUUGUGCGCAGGUGAGAGGGGAUGGAGAUGAUCGGCGUGGCGGCGACGGCGGACAGCCCGGGAGGAGCGGCGGCGAGGCCGAGCAGGUACGAGUCGCAGAAGCGGCGGGACUGGCAGACGUUCGGGCAGUACCUGCGCAACCACCGGCCGCCGCUGGAGCUGGCGCGGUGCUCCGGCGCGCACGUGCUGGAGUUCCUCCGGUACCUGGACCAGUUCGGCAAGACCAAGGUGCACGCCCAUGGCUGCCCCUUCUUCGGCCACCCCUCGCCGCCGGCGCCCUGCCCCUGCCCGCUCCGCCAGGCGUGGGGCAGCCUCGACGCGCUCGUCGGCCGCCUCCGCGCCGCCUUCGAGGAGCACGGCGGCCGCCCCGAGGCCAACCCCUUCGGCGCCCGCGCCGUCCGCCUCUACCUCCGCGAGGUCCGCGACAGCCAGUCCAAGGCGCGCGGCAUCGCCUACGAGAAGAAGCGCCGGAAGCGGAGCUCGCAGCAGCCCAAGCAGAAGCAGCCGCCGCCACCGCAGCCGGACCUGCACCCACCCGUCGCCGUCUCCGCCGCCGCGACUACGGCCUCCCCCGCGCCGCUGACGGAGACGACGGUGCCGCACUUCUUGUUCCCCCACGCGCACUUCCUCCACGGCCACUACUUCCUGGCACCGGCCGGCGACCAGGCCGGUGAUGUCCCCGCAACCACGGCCACUGCCCCCGCCGCCGGCGGAGAGGACCUUGUGCUGGCCAUGGCGGCGGCCGCCGCGGCCGCCGAGGCGCACGCCGCCGGGUGCAUGAUGCCACUGUCGGUGUUCAACUAGCUUAAGCUAGCUAGGUCCGCGCCUCCACCUCCAUUAUUAACUAAUCCUAAAGCUUCUGCAGCUUCUGCUAAGCCAUCCAUGGCGAUCGAUGGCUCCCCUACCACGCAUCGCCAUUUGAUCAUCUCGCGAUCGAAAUUGCUCGCUCGCAGCGCGCGCGUGGGAGCUCCAAUUAGUGGCUAGCUGUACGUAAUCUGCAUGGUUUUGUGUACGAAAUGGUAGGGUUAAUUUAGUUAGUUUAAACUGUCGCAGUUGGUUUAGUCAAAUGGAAACAGCUAAGAUCGUCAACUGUUGGGGAGCGGAUCGAUGUUGAUUAUCUUGAUGGCUUUUUAAGUUGAUUUUUCAGAACUAGUCAAUGCAUGUAAAUUAAUUAGUCAACGCAGCAUUAAUUCCACACUACAAGUUUGUACUAGUGUUGUGCUAAUUCAUCAGUUGGCGCCUUGAGCUUAAUUUGAUGGGUUCCA